AUGUCAGAGGAUUCACCUCGAGAUGUGUUCUACAACUUGGCUCAAUUCAUGUCUGGUUUUUCUCAUGCAGCCAACAUGAGCAGAAUGCGAGGAAAUUCAAAUAAUCGAAUGUUGAUGGAUGAUGAUGAUUUUUUCAUUCCCGAUCAUCUCAUUGAUCAAGACAGCACCACUAACAAUGGUCGGCAACGAAGAAUUAUUUUCAUGAAUUCUGGUUCUUCAUUAUUGGAGAGUUUAGCUCUUCAAAAUAAUGCCAUCACGAUAAAUCCGAGAAAUGAAUCGUUUGCUCUCAAUAAUGCUAAACAACUUCCGAGAGCUCAGAAUUUGGCGUAUGAUGAAGAACCAACCAAAUUUGUGGAUAAUCCCUAUGCUAAAGAUAAACUCGUCGAUGCAAAAAUUCUAGAGUUGAGGAGAUUUGUCUAA
This is a messenger RNA of Naegleria fowleri, 420 nucleotides long. RefSeq lists its product as uncharacterized. The transcript has a single exon. Lineage: Eukaryota; Heterolobosea; Eutetramitea; Acrasida; Naegleriidae. The record is from RefSeq and is a predicted model, not a curated record. Bases 1 to 420 code for a protein of 139 amino acids.